Aegilops tauschii subsp. strangulata is the source of this 1220-nucleotide messenger RNA. Its product is annotated as tetraspanin-19. Lineage: Eukaryota; Viridiplantae; Streptophyta; Magnoliopsida; Poales; Poaceae. Gene Ontology annotation, cellular component: membrane. The record is from RefSeq and is a predicted model, not a curated record.
CUCCCCGCUCCGCUCCUCUCCGGUCUUCACAAGUCUUUUCUUUCUCUUCCCCACCCGUUCCCCCCACGCCACCGUCGUCCCGUCCCCCCGUCAAACCCCAGCCGCGGUCUCCCGCGGCAGCCCCGCCCCGCUCCCCAUUCCGCUCUCCCACCCAACCUGCGACCGCUGCCGCUCCCGCUCCCGCUCAAGAAGAAAAAAACCCGAGCUUGGCGAGCCCCGCCUGCCGGACGGAGAGCUGGUGGUCGGCGGCGGCGAGACGGAGGGCAUGGCGGGGCGCGCGGCGGUGCGGAGCUGCGUGCAGACGGCGCUCAAGGCGGCCAACUCCGUCGUGGGGCUCGCCGGGAUGGCCGUCAUCCUCUACGCGCUCUGGGUGCUCCGCGCCUGGUCCCAGCAGGCCGCCGGCCACCUCCCCGCCCCCUGGUUUAUCUACACUCUUCUCAGCCUGGGGAUCAUCAUGUGCUUGCUGACCUGCUCUGGCCAUAUCGCCGCCGAAACGGCAAACAGCCCCUGCCUGUCUUGUCACAUGAUCUUUGUAUUUUUGCUUGUUAUACUGGAGGCUGCAAUCGCCGCUGAUGUAUUUCUGAAUAGCUACUGGGAGGAGGAUUUCCCAGAUGACCCAUCCGGGAAGUUUGAUGAAUUCAAGCAUUUCGUGAGAUCAAAUUUUGACAUUUGUGAAUGGGUAGCCCUCUCGGUGGUGGCUGCUCAGGCGCUGUCAAUCAUUCUUGCGAUGGUACUCAGGGCCCUUGGCCCCGACAAUGAAAUCGAAUACGACAGUGACGAUGAUGCAGUGCCCGCAAGGCUGCCUCUCCUAAGGAACAAGCCCCAGCAUGGUCCAAACUAUGGUGAACCUAACUCACCUCGCAGGAUUGAUUCAUGGCAUGUGCGAAUCUUAGACAAGGCCAACCAACAAUAAGAUUCUUCUGACCUUACAUGUCGAAAACCCUCCGGAAGGUUUCGCUGUCCUGAUCCCUGAGGGUUACGACCGACCUGAGGAUAUGAUGAUACUUUUUCUCUGCAGUAGUAGUGAGGAUUGGUACGACGACGGUGUGGUACCCGAAUGGCUUUUAUUGCCUUUCGACAUGCGCAAGUAUUUGAGUAGCAUGUGACUAAUCUUACAGCCCCUCCCCUGAUGUAUGCGAAGAAUGUUGUAAAAUGUUUCACAAAUAGAUGAUGGAUUGAUGCAAUGUCUUACCCAAUACAAAAAGAAAAUCACCCUGAUA